AUGCCCUCCCCUUCCCUCGCGAUGCAGGGCCCAGAGCUUGCUGCUGCUAAAGGCAGCAGCAGCAGCAGCAGCAGCAGCAACUGCUGCUGCAACCACCAGCACCCGGACACGGGGGAUGCCUUGCCGCCCUCCCCCGCAGCCAAGGACGCCGGAGAGCAGCAGCAGCAGCAGCAGCAGCAGCAGCAGCAGCAGCAGCAGCAGCAGCAGCAGGAGGGUUUUGAAGACGUCGAGGUGUACAUGGUGUGCCCCGCGACGGCGGCGUGGGCCCAAUCCGAGCUGCUGCGCAGCAGCGCAGCAGCAGCAGCAGCACCAUCAGCAGCAGCAGCAGCAGCAGCAGCAGCAGCAGCAGCAGAGGAAGACGUGGUGCGGGCCUGCCAGUGGCUGGUGCUCUCCGGGUGUAUCCGCAGGGUCACCUGGCGCAGCCCCCUCGUGCUGCAGGGCGAGCUGCUGCAGUGUGGGGUUGUGCUGCUGCCGCAGCAGCAAACAGCAGCAGCAGCAGGAGAGCCUGCUGCUGCUAGGGCCUGGCUGGCCAAGUACGCCGCCCUCGCCUGCUCCGUCGACCUGCUGCUCAAGGACGCCAGCAGCAGCAGCAGCAGCAGCAGCAGCAGCAGCAGCAGCAGCAGCAGCAGCAGCAGCAGCAGCAGCAAAAGGACACUCUGCGCUCUCUUGCCAGUUUUGGGAGGCCCAGGCCUUUCCCAUAGACUCCCAGGAGACAGUCUCUGCUGCAGUCAUACCUUACACCUACACACCAGCAGCAGCAGCAGCAGCAGCAACAGCAGCAGCAGCAGCAGCAGCAGCAGACGCGCUGUAAACCCUCAGUGCCUAGGGGCCCCCCUGUCUCUCGAGUGUCUCUUUUGGCUGCCUUCACUGCAGCAGCAGCAGCAGCAGCAGCAGCAGCAGCAACAGCAAAUGCAGGGAGCGGACAGGAUUAGAGGCAACAUUGCUGUGCCUGUUUCCGCGUGGGCGGCAGCAGCCGGCAUCAACGCUGCUACCACAAGAGCCACAAACCCCCAGUAUAUCUUAUGGCCCCCCUCUACAGGCUCUGCUGCAUUUGCUGCUGCUGCUGCUGACAGCAGCAGCAGCAGCAGCAGCAGCAGCGUGUCUAGCUGCAGCAGCACGACGGCGUCGUCUUCAGGAGCAGCCGGCGCAGCAGCAGCGCGCAGGCCGCAGCAGCAGCAGCAGCAGGCACUGCCAGCUGCAGCCAGCAGCAGCAGCAGCAGCAGCAGCAGCAGCAGCAGCUUGCUGGCCCCAGAAGAUGACCCUUACUGCCCCCUGUCUUAUCCAGAAGAAAGAGUUUCUCUUUCUAUGGAGCUGCUGAUGCAGUCCCUUGAGUCCGCUGCUGCCAUGCGGCCGCUGCAGGUCACAACAGCUCUUAUGGAUUCUUUCAUGUAUGUGCAGAUCGAGAACUCCACAGGGUUUAUGCAGGGCGCGGGAAACACCCCCGCGUUGGUGAACAGUUUGUUGACUUCGCUGUGCAACAUUUCGCCCUUCUUUAGGGGCGCGGGAAACACCCCCGCGUUGGUGAACAGUUUGUUGACUUCGCUGUGCAACAUUUCGCCCUUCUUUAGGGGAGACCUCCCGGUGACGCUGCGCCCCCAAGAGCAGUACAGCGUGCUGCUGCGUUUAGACGAGGCCUUUUUGUCUUAUGGGGGCCCCCAUUGGGGGCCCUCCAGCAGCAGCAGCAGCAGCAGCAGCAGCAGCAGCAGCAAAGGAAGCCUGGGCCCCGCGGGCGGGGGCAAGGCGGUGCUGCCGCUGUGCCUCAAGUGGCACGUUGCUGGGUCCAGGGGCCCCGCAGUUUGGUCUCAGUUUGGGGCUGAGUGUCAGCUGCCAGUGCGCCCUCCGCUGCAGGUCAGCGUCAGCUGCCUGGGCCAGGGAAGGCAGGGGGGCCUCAUAACGGCGGUGCUGUCGGUGGCGAAUAACGGGCCUUCAGAAGUGGACGUUUUGGCGCUGCUGCCACGGGACCUGCACUACCAGCAGCAGCAGCAGCAGCAGCAGCAGCAGCAGCAGCAGGGUGCUGCGGGGGCCGGAGCAGCCGCAGGCAGCAGCGGCAGCAGCAGACACAACGCCGGCAGGCGCAGCCGCAGCAGCGGCCAGGCCACGCCCGCACUCAUUCCCCUCAGCUCGAAAAAGGACCUCGGGUCAGCGCCUAGGGCGAAUCAGCCCCGGCAGCAGCCAGGCGGUGUACCUACAGUUCGUCGCCACCCGCAGCGGACUCCAUUUGCUGCCGCCGGUGCUGCUGGUGGACCGCAGCAGCAGCCGCAAGGCUUUGGCCCGGGGGGGGCAGGUUUUGGUGGCUUGAAGCAGCAGCAGCAGCAGCAGCAGCAGCAGCAGCAGCAGCAGCAGCGGCGGCAGCAGCGGCGGGGGCGGCAGCGCGCUGCUGCUGCAGCACGCGAAGCAGCAACUUCAAAUCCAGUUUGA
Eimeria necatrix is the source of this 2418-nucleotide messenger RNA. RefSeq lists its product as hypothetical. The record is from RefSeq and is a predicted model, not a curated record. The transcript has 11 exons. NCBI's taxonomy places the organism in Eukaryota, Apicomplexa, Conoidasida, Eucoccidiorida, Eimeriidae. The coding region runs from base 1 to 2418 and encodes 805 amino acids.